AAAAGUACUUUCUUGAAGCAGAUGGACCGCUGCAGCUCACCAGGGACCUUUAUCUUGGUUUUUAGUGCGUGGAUUUCAUGUUGUGCCGCGUUUUAUUUACCCGGUCUGGCUCCAGUUUCAUAUUGUGAAAAAGGGAAAGAAAGUAAAGCUUGUUUGGUAAGCGUUUUUUUAGGUAGUAUCAGCAGUUUGAUUAUUGCUAAUUUGAGACUCGUUCAUCGACUGUUUGGUUUGAUCUUCAGGGCACUGUAAGUGGCAAAAAACGAACUUACUAAUUUAAUUCGUUAACGUUGCAAAUUGUUGCAAUACGUAUUCUGUUCACUGCAAACGACUUCGGUCAAUUUCUUUAGAAUUUUUAUAUUCGUUAUCCAGUCUGCUUAACUCACAGCUUAUCAUGUCAACCCAGCUUACCUUAUCUUAUUUCCUAAUAUUUCAAGUAGAAAGCCAGCUUAUCAUUUUAUAUGCAUGAUUGCCUUAUAAUAAUUAUUAACCUUUCUUCGAGUGUGACAACCUCCAUUUUUCUACCUCUACGUGUAAGCAACUUAUUAAACUUAUUUAAUUUACAGAGGGAAAUUCUUUCAUAUACGUCGCAGAAAGAGCAAAAAUGUUUUUUGGAACUGUAGUUUCAUGAUUAAAGAAACCUAAUUUAUUUGAAGUUUCGUUUUUGAUUAGUCAACCUAUGUACAUGUAUAAAUAUUCCAAGUAGAAUAUAUGGAUGAACUACACGUGUAAUGUGUGAAAUUUAAAUUCAUAACUGUAUUUCUAGGCAGUGAAUUUUUUCGUAUUAAACUUCUCUAGUAUCCAUGACUACCAGUACAGCACAGCAAAAAUUAUGUUGUCGUCCAGGUUUAAAUCGAGUGGAGCAAAAUCACAUGAAAAACUCAGUCAAUCAGAUCCUGUGGUUGAUUGUAGCUGAUUGUUUUGUUAUUAUAGUUUUUUUGUUUUUUGCCUUUUGAUAGACUUCGUAAAACAUUUUUAAAAUAUGUGAAGUUUGCAGGAGGAUGCAUUAGUCUUAGAAAGAAUUCAUACAUGUAUAUCCUACAUGUACUACUCAGAACAUGACCCCAGACUACUUUCGUAGGGAAGUAGAUAAAAAUAAGAGGUGAAAGAAAUCUCUGACUGUGUGAUUCCUGACCUGCUUGUUGUAUUUACCCUGGGAACUUGAAAUCUUAGUCACAGCCCUGGUGUUUUGUGGUACAUAUAUAUGCUACAGAAACCAGUUGAAACUCAGGCUGUCUGAGCCUAAUGGCCUUGGCGUGCCUUAACCUUUUUUUGUUUUUAAUUAAACAUGAAUAGGGAUGAACUUGGUGUGGACCAAAAUAGUGAAACAAAAGUCUCUGAUGUGUUAGGAAGUUUUUCUUGCUGGUUUUUAAAGCCCCAAAGGAGCUAUCAUUUACAUCAGCAAAUAGUCGACCACUUAGGCAGCACAUAUCAUGUCUGUUUUAGUGCCUCUUCACAUGUGCCCAGUUAGCAGGAUGAAUUGAGAAAUUUCAGCCCGAUUUCCGAGAUGAGAAAAGGCCAAAGAUCCUGGGGAGGAGUUGCCGUGCCAAAUUUGAGAACAAAGCAAACAUUGCGAAACACAAAAAUUUUAACUUUCGGGCCUAUCAUAGCUUCCGUAACUAUUAAAGUAUCACUACAGUUAAAUGGGAUGCUAAUGAUGUGGAAAUUACAGCAGGCAAUGCAAGAUGAUGUCAUCCAGACCGCCAGAAUUCAUCCCACCGUUUAUCCCGGUAACCGGGAUGAAGUGUUCAUUUGGCCAAUUUCCUGCCCGCUUGGUGAGAUCUUGGGAACCAAGCUAGCCCACCCUUUCAUAUGAACACAUCAAAAAUUUUACAAAGGAUUUAGAAGGCAAGAUCUUGGUAACCAGGCCAGCCCUGUCAACCGGGCUCAUAUAAAGAGGCCCUUAGAAACCUGUUUGCACAGACAGACAUCUUUAGACUUAAUAGUACUGUCCAGAACCAAAUAUACCCCCCACAUGUUUAGAUUUUAUAUUCAGACAAGUUACAUCAACAACUCACUUCAAAGCUCACGUUUUUUUUUUACAGAAUAAAAUUGAGUUAUUUGUCAACCGAUUGGAUUCUGUGGAGGCUGUGAUUCCUUAUGAAUAUUCAAGGUAUUGGUUAACAUGGAUGUCAUUAUUUUGUUGUGUAUCAGUCCUGUAUUAAUGAAGACGAGAACCCAAGCUGCAGUAAGCAUCCUCUUCCUUGUGCAUCCAUUCCCUCAGCAAAACUAGCACGAUGAAUCCAUUUUAAUUAUCCCACGCCAAUAUUAUUGGGUAGUCUUUCCAGUUAGGACCUUUUAACUUGAGGCUGAUUUUGACCCUAAAAUUUCACACUGCGCAAAAAUUGUAUUCAGGUUCUUCUGCUUAGUGUAAACGUUUAAUAUUGACCUCAAGGUAAGGCUAGUUGACUUAUUGAUGUUACAUUAUACAUGUAUUAAAGAAUUUUUGUGGAAUGUUGGGAUGGUUAAGACUCACCGGUAGUUACUUUGUUACAUCACUAUAUCCAGUUUCAAAUAGUAUGAUCAAAAUGGAAUCUUAUUGAAGGCAUUCUCUUUUAUAAUGAAAGAUUUAAUAGUUGAAAUAAAUAAUGAAAAAUAAUUGAAAGAUUUAAAUGAAGUUGUUGUUGUUUGUUGCUAGACGUUUUGUUGUUGUUGUCGAAAGCUUUAUGUAUAUGAAUAUCGCUACACCCGUAGUCUUACAUGUAUUUGUCUAUUAAUUUAAUCCUUUCGGACUUAUGACAGGCUUGUACAACCAUGGGAAUUUUUUUACGUGUGUAAAAUGUAACUUCUAUGGUAGAAUGCAAGACUUAAGAACAAUCAUACACUUUCAGACUGAUUUGGUCAUUUGUGUUGUUUUUCAGAUUUGAUUUCUGUGUUCCUACCUCAGAUGAAAAGACUCCCACAGAAAAUCUUGGCCAGGUGAACAACAACAAUACUGAAUUUAUAUCUUUAUGAUUUUGAUCGAGUUGAUCUCAACCAAACAAAAAGGACUAUUGGCACUCCAUCCAGAAUACAUGAGUUUUUCCUCUAUUGUUAACACUUGACAUACAUUCUCAGGGUUGUCAUUAAGAAUUCUAGUAGCAGGAGUAAGGUGUAACAUUACAGGAGAAUACUUUGAAAAAGGCUCCGCGCCUAAAUAAAAAAUAGUCCUAGGCUACCUAACAUUGGCUGGAGAUUUCUGUGUAGUAAACAGAGAAUUCUCCAAUCUUUGAUGCCUAAUAAACACCCUGCUUUCUCUGUGCUCUGUCUACACCAGUGCUACCAUAAUUCUAUGCUGGAUGCCAAAGGAGUACAAAAUGUUCACCUUCGCGGAUAGCUACAUGGCAGUGGCCAGCAAAAUUCAGGCUCUUUUUCUUCAACCAUGUGCAAGCCUACAUGUAGGCAUUGCUUAGUGGUUAUAAUAUUGGCUAAUCCAUCUUGCAUUCAAUGCUUGAUUCGGGUUUGACAAUGUGAUUAUUUUAUAGAUUAUUGUGAUCCUUGAUUAGUCUCCUGCCUUAUGUAAUUCAUGUCUCAAAUAACGUGAUGCACAAUUAAAAUUUUUUUUAGGGUGAAAGAUUGGCAAUACCCAGUGUAUUUUUGAGUUUACACAAAACCCAAACUAUUCACAAUUUUUGUGUAGUUGUGGUAAAUCAUUUGCUUAGUGGGUUAUUGAUUAUUACUGUUACGGUAUAGAAGGUAAAGGCGUACACAAGCCAAAGGCCCAAAUUUCCAGAGCUUAUCCUGGUUUCCUUAGCGGGAAGCAUGCCUAGGAUUAUUGCUACUCCCCCUGGAUGGGAUGCUGGUCCAUCACUGGGUUACCCCCCCCCCCCCCCCCCCACUGUGUGGUUCCCCUUUUUUUCCUCUCAUUUGAAGAGAAAAAGAGGAAGAAAAAUAUUGUUUUUGGAACAAAGAAAAAAGGGGGGGGGUGUGGUUCGUCUCCCCCCCACACAUAUUUUUAGCAGACGUACCCCAACAACCCCCCCCCCCCUCCAACGUUUCUUUUUGUUAUUUAACAUUUAGUGGAUAAAAGAAAAAGGGGCGACCAGCCCAAAGCGCCCAUUUUCCGGGCUUUUCCCUGUUUUCCUUGCGGGGAGCGUGCCCUAUGUUUUUGCUUCUCCCCCCGGGGGGGGGGCUGGGGCCACCCUUGGGUUCCCCCCCCCCCCCCCAGUAUGUUGUUGGUACCCAUUUAUACACUUGUGUAAAGAGAGAUAAAGUGGAGUAAAGUUCCUUGUCUGAUGAAACAAGGCAAUGGGUGAGGCUUGAAUCCUGGACCUCCAGAUCUGAACUUUGAGACAACUUGGCCAUACACGCCCCCACACUGUUACAGUUUUCUGUUUAUAAAAAUCUUAAAUUAAAUAAUGCAAAUUUAUAGUGCGUCAAUACAUUGUGAUAAAAUUGUAACCGACUGUACGUACAAACAACUCUAUCACAAUCAUAUCAUUGAUAUUUUAUUUCCUUCACCUUUUAGGUUGUAUUUGGAGAAAGAAUAAGGCCUUCUAUGUACAAUGUAAGAAUUCAUCAACCAUUCAUUCUAUGUUUUGACAGAACAUCCGUCAUACAUUUUGUGUGUUACAUAAUUGAAAUCACUGUCAAUUAAUGGAAGUUUUAUGACAAACAGUUUAAAUAUUGAAUGAUGUUUAUUACUCAUGUAAUAUUUAUGUUGCUUACAGCUGUAUUAUAAAAAAGUUAAGAUGUUCCGAAAACACAGAAAGCAACACUUUUGUUGUUAGUAGGGCUAUUUUCGUUUCCCAUAUUGGAGGUUGAAGUUGUUAUCUCCAACAUGGUCGCUGUGCUGACAGUACAAAAUCCAAAUUGCCAUAAGAUCACUCCUGUUCACUUGAUUGUUUUAAUUUCAUAGUUUUUGGCAACUACACUUUAGUAGUUCAAUCAUUAUUCCGGUCUUCUUCCUAUGUUUCGAGCAUCAUCAGUAUUUCAGUCAGGGACCGGGCUGAGUUGCAUAAAGCAACUUAGGAUUGCAGGAAUAAUUUUAUAAAACCAGGCCCUGGGCCAGUUUUAGUACCUUUUCUUUCUAGGGAUUAUUUAUUCCCUUGAAUUCCCCAUUGUUAUUGUUGUAAGGAGAGCUUACAUGUAAUAUGAUAUAAUUAUUGUGCUUUAUCCCUUUAAAUUUUGUUAUGAAACAGAUAACUUUCAAGAAAGAUGUCCAGUGUAAGACUCUCUGUAAGAAAACUUAUAAAAAUGGUGACAAGGAGCAGAUGAAGAAGCUGGAUUUCUUGAAAAAUGGAAUUGCUCUCAAUUAUCAAAAUCACUGGUAUGCCCUUCAUGUCAUGAUGCAUAAUCUUCCCAUUGCUUUGUUUGUUAGUCUGUGGUUGUCGUCAGUCAUGAAAAAUGAAAGCUCCAUAUAAUCCCUUAAAAUGUCGCUUAAAGUCAGACCUGUACAACAAGGGAGAAGGGCAGAAAAGGAGUUUGCAUACAUGUACAUGUAACUACUAGUCCAAAGAAGAGGGAAAGGAAAGCUGAAAACUCAAAGAGGGUUGUGACUAAGAUUUCAAGUUGUAGGGUGAAUACAACAAGUAGGCGGGGAAUCAAACAGUUAAAUUUGUAGGGAUUUCUUGUUAUUCUAUUUUUCAACUAUUUUUUCAUGAUUAUUGCCGGGGGUCGCAUUUGUAGUAGUUGGGGCAAAAUCUUUUUUGUGUGGGUUAGUAAAGAAGGUAGUUUGUCAGAAGUGCCUUUUUAUGGAGUUUAAAAAGCUUGUUUCUCUUAUCUGUUGAUAGGAUUAUUGAUAACAUGCCAGUUACAUGGUGUUAUGAUGUCGCAGAUGAAACAGCCCAGUACUGUUCAACAGGAUUCCCAAUUGGCUGUCAUGUCUCUGAAGAUGGACAGGCACGAGAUGCCUGCGUAACAAGUGUAAGCUUUAUUUGAUUUUUGUUUAAGAUUUUAGAAGAUUAAGUCCAAAUGUUGCUGUCCAUUUGUAAUUAAAUCUAUUAAUUUUAUUAUCACAGUGUAUAAACACUAAUGAAAAACCAGCUGGGACCUUUCAUGCCAGAGAAUGAUGUUAUCACAUCAGAUGAUGGCAUGUUAUUUAUGUGAAGAGAUCACCAUUGCUAUAUGGUUAUGCAAUAAAUGGAAUCAUUGACAGCAAGAGAAAAAAUAUUAAAGUGAAUUGGUUUGUUACAGAAAAUGUAUUUGAUUGGCAUUUAUGUGAUACAGCUGUAAAUAGAACAUAACAUAGCUGCUGGGAGAUACAUCUAUGAAAAUUCACUUUGAGUGAUUUUGUUGAUGAAUAUUGCACUCAUUUGCUGUACUUGCUCAUAAGAUACAGUACAUUUUAACAUGCACCGAGAACUUUUGUAUUUCCUGGCUGUAAGUUGUCACCUUAACCCUUCUUCGGGCAAUGUAUGGCUGGCCCCAGUUGUUCAAAUGUAGGUAAUGUCAUACACUGGAUAAAUCACUGUCCAUCAGACAAACAUAGUCAACACAAUUAUUGGUUUUUCCCUACCAUUGAUCUGCUGGGUAGUGUAUUAUCAAGUGGAUACCGCUAUCCGACAUUUUAACCACUAGGCCCUGGUUAAUAGGACAGUCACAUGACUUUUGGAGGGUAUAGUUUAUUUGUGGCCCAAGUAGCAUCAUUUGCCCCCAAGCAGAGCGAAGGUACAAGGGACACAAAUAAACUAUAUGCCCUCCUAGAGUCAUGGGAUUAUCAUUAUUAUCAACACACAAGGCCGAAAUUGUACAAACUUAUUUCGUAAGGAAAGAUUGUUUAACAUGAAAUCAUGUUGCAGGCUGCAAAUUCCAUUUUCAGCCCAUACUUUGUUUGUCAAUUGGCUGCAUGUAGUGGUAAGAAUAGCAUGCAAGAUGAGUUUCGACAUGCUACUUGUAAUCACAAUUUAUUGAUGAUUUAGACACCAAUCUUCUGCUGGAUGUGCAUUUACUUUGUUAAAACGUGGAGGCAAUCGCAAACCACUUGCAUGCAAUAUAAAAAUAAAGAAGUCCAAUACUUAACAGUGCAGCUCUGAAAAAGUGGUGAAAACAUCCAUAAAAACCCCUCAAUAUGUUGAUCCGUAAAUAUAUAUAUUUUUAACUCUUGAAGUGCAUAGUAUUUUACUGACAUGAUACUUAUUUACUUUAUUUUAGAGCAAGUUUAAUGAGCGUGGCAUGCAUUAUGUGUUUAACCAUGUUGAUAUUAAAAUCAAGUACCAAGAUGGUAAUGGGCAAGACUGGGAUGGUGCGCGUCUUAUGUCUGCUCAGGUUUCACCCAAAAGGUAAUUUAUGUGGUGUCAAAACGAAAGUGCAAAUUAAUAGACCCUUUCAUAGCUAUGUUCAAGUUUUGGUAAAGACCAGUAAGAUAAUAUACUUCAAUACUGUUGAAAAAAACGCUUAUAAAAUGGUAAAACAUACAAACAUUGUUCGCAAAUACGCCAAAUUUGGCGUAUUUUACGCCAAAAUUGUUCAGAUGACUCCAAUGUGGUUACGGAGGUAGUCACUUUGACUCCAGAAAUUUUCGGUAACAAACACAGUUUUGUCCUUACCUUUUUGCAACAAAUACAAUUUACAUUAAUUGUAAACAUUGUCAACCUUAAUUAAAUCAUCGAAAUUAAAGAAUAAAUUAUACUGCACAACAAAACAGGAAGAGGGUAAAUUACGAUCAAAGUUUACUCGAUGACCGCCAUCAUGAUUUGAGCUUUCCAGGUCAGCGGACCGUUACAGCUAAUUCGUGUAUCCCUCACGAUAGUGUAUACAUGCCGGGACCACGUGCUGGAAAGUCUGAUACAGUCAUACUUGACUCCAAAUAAUUAUCCCAAAAUGACUCCGAAAUUUGUGAAGCAGAAGUCACACCGACUCCAAUCAUCAAUAAAAUUUGCAAACCCUGUACAAAGUUUAAAGGUGAUACAUCGAAGCGAACAAAGAUAUUGCUCUAUCAUUUUACAGAGAUUUGUAUGGGCCCAUUACUUGCCCACCAACCCCCUCACCUUACAAACGUCUGUAAUUUAUUUCUUUUGCAGUUUAAAACACGAGAAAGAAGGUGAAUGUGGCGAUCUUCCAGCUAUGGGAAUACCUACGGAGCCCAAAGAUGAACUAUCCAUCAUUUAUUCAUACUCUGUCACCUUUAUGGUAAGUUCACCAGCUCUUUUAUUCUUUUUACUCUCUUUGUCUCUUGAGGAACAAAACUAAAUACAGGCAGAGGAGACUAUUCUUGUGGUGAUUACGGGUAACACUGUGAUGGGGUUCGUACUACAUGUAUGGGUUUUGGAAAACCUGGAAAGUCUUGAAAUUUAAGAAUUUCACUUUUCAGGCCUGGAAUUGAAAGUCAUGGAAUUAAUUUUAGUUGUCAGUCAUGGAAAUUCAUUGAAAAUUAAAGCUGUGUUUGGUAGAUUAGUCACUGCUGCUAGCAAGGCAAGGAAAAAUAAGACAAGACAAGUACAUGUAAUUAUACAGGACCAACGCCACGAAGUCCUGAAUUUUUGUCUGUGGAACUGAGUUAUGUCAAAGAAUACCUUAAAACAAGGAUAGUUUUGAAACUAUGUAUUUUCGAGGUGACAGUUACACCUAAGAUCAUGGAAAACCGGAGGAGGUCAUGGAAAAAGUCGUGAUAAGUGCGGGAAUUUGUAGUCUCAAAAGAGCAUGCACCCUGUGCGAGUAAUUUGACGGAAAGAAUUGAUGAAUGUUCAAACCUUUGUAAUGAGUCUGAACUUAUGCAAGAUUCUAACCCAUUAUCUUAGUUGGCGAAUCCUUUGAACGGCCAAUCUUUUAACCUUGUAAGAGAGACUUGUAACAGAGCAAUUAAAUAUACACUGGUGAUCUAAUUAAUUUAUUUUUAUUACACUGUAACAAUCCUCCUGAUGUUGUAGAAAGAAGAAGACCCAAAUCAUAAGUGGGCCUCACGCUGGGACUACAUUCUGGACUCCAUGCCUCAUACUAAAAUCCAGUGGUUUAGGUAAGAAACAUGACAAUCAUACUCUAAGACCUCCGCAAGCUUUGGUCAUAAAGAGCUCUCAGUCUGUGUUGAAUUUCAUGCUAGUUAAAUAAUGUGGUCUUGAUCUUCUCCAAAUAAACUGAAGAUCACAGGGAAAAUCCUUCAACAUGAAUUCCAGACAUUUUUGAGCCUACUGGACCAAAUUAAUCAUGAAUUGAUCUUUUUGAGGUCCCCAUGCCUCAAAACUGCUUUGAUCUUUCAUCAAAUUCUCAUAACUAAUUCUUUAGGGAAAUACAUGUACAUGUACAGUUAUGGGGAUACAUGUAACUUUGCAGAACAAAUAUUUAUUAUUUAUUUGUAUGUGGCUAUUGGGGCCAGUGUGAGCAAAGCGAGUUAACUGGCAAAACAUCAACAUGCAGCAAAGCUGAAAAUUCCUAAAUCACCAUUUUCUGUUGCUAUAAUUAUUGAUUAGUUUAUGUAUUAAUAAAUAAAUUAAUUUAUUUUUUGCACAUUUAUAUUUCAGCAAAGAAUGAAAGAUAAAUGUAUUAUCGUGUUGGACUUACAUGUACUAUAAAACAUUGAGUUGCUGUUAUUGUUUUUUGUAUUCAGCAUCAUGAACUCUCUGGUUAUCGUCCUGUUUCUCUCUGGCAUGGUAGCCAUGAUCAUGCUGCGAACUCUACAUAAAGACAUCGCUCGUUAUAAUCAAAUGGAUUCAGCGGUAUGUUAUUUUACCUUCUGCUUGGUAUUGUUUGUUGACAAUUGGUCUCAAAAACACAGUCUUUUUAAGCAGAUACAUCUCAUUCAGAAGUUACUCUUAUUGGCUUGUAAGAGAUGUACACUUUUUGAGCAGAUCUUAAUAAAAAAGGGUAAAUUAGAACAGCAGAAAAAAUCUUUCUCUGGUUGCUGUGCAAUUUUCAGAGCUAUUUUCAUGUAGCAUCCGUUGUUGGGCAUAUCUACCCAAAUGGUCAACUGGUCAGAAAAUUUAUUUAUAUCCUUCCUAAACAGAAAAAUUGUUUGUAGGCCUGCAUAGGGAAAAAUGUUGUACCUGUAGGUCAGUUUGAUCUAUUCUUGGUUCAUUUAAUAUAUAAGGCUACAUUAAUGACCUCUGAUGGGAUGUUUGUUUGUUGUUAGUUAGCUGGGUCAAUGACUUUAUACUUUUCAUUUAUCUGACUGUUUGUAAAGGAUGAUGCACAAGAGGAGUUUGGCUGGAAGUUAGUUCAUGGAGAUGUUUUCCGUCCUCCAAAGAAAGGCAUGCUUCUUUCUAUCAUGCUUGGCUGUGGAUCUCAAAUUUUUAUCAUGGUGUUUUUUACACUAGGUUAGUUGGCAAUGCUUUCUGUGAUGAUUAAUCUGAUCAUUUUGGUUGCUUUGGGCGUGCAGUGAUCUAUAUGAAGGUAGGGUGGUAGGGUACAUCAUUUCUCUAUCAAGUCUCUUUGUAAAAAUAAUAACCUCUUCCCUAUAAAGUCUCUUUGUAAAAAUAAUAACCUCACAGUCCUUACCCCCACCCCUGUGGAUGUUCCUCCUCUCCUGCGGACACCUCUCCCCAUGGGAUUUCUUGUAUAACCUUUUACAUGCAUAAAACUAGCAGGAAUAUUAUUUUUUUCAUUCUACACAUUGCUCCUAUGCAUCUCUCUUGAUACAUGUGUAUCAGGAGGAAAAUAUAUUAUUUUAUCUUGUGUACUCUUCAUUUAUGUUUGAACUUCUGUCUUUUUCAGUGUUUGCUUGUCUUGGAUUUUUGUCUCCUGCAAAUCGUGGAGCCUUGAUGACUUGUUCGUUGGUUAGUAGUUUUGUUUUUUUGGUUUGCUGCAUUGUUCGUAAAAUGGUAUUCUUUUAUGAUCUCACUUAAUAAAGGUAUGGUUUUACUUUUUUUAAUUAGGUAUUGUUUGUUUGCCUUGGGUCUCCUGCUGGUUAUGUCUCUGCUAGAAUUUACAAAAGUAAGUGUCAGUUUGUAAACUUGUUUCUGCACUUAGGGUGGAUUUCCACUGUUGAGUAAUUUUUAUGUGCAUACAUCUCUGUAAAUAAAAUAGAGGCAAUGUAUGAACAGCUGGGUGUAAAUGCAAAAGUUUUUGCAAGGUUCAACUUAUAAAGUUUAUGUGCAGCCUUCUAUACAUUGCCUUUCUUCAAUCCAUGCACCUGAAAUUUACCUAAAAAUUUCAUGGAUCCACACCUGUUUCCACCAUUUUAUGGAAAUUGGUCAGAUUUGUCAUAAUAGAUAGAAUUGUUUUUAAUAAAGAAAUAACGUCCCAAGUUGCAAGGCUUCAUCCAAGGAGAAAGAAACGGCCAAUAUCAUGCCUGAAUUACUCAGAAACCCAGGAAAUGGGGACUUAAGGGAGUUGAAAUCAAAAACAUUUCCCAGGGGGUGGGGGGUGGGGUUUGCCCCUGGACCCCUCCUAGAAGCUCAUUUAGGAAAUCAGUCAGUAUUUAUCCUAGAUCCGCCCUUGAGGAGAAACUAUUGAAGUGAUUGAAGUUUCUUCAGUGGCCUGGCUUUUGUCUUAGAAUUGUCUAGACAAAUGAUAAUUAUUAUGCAAGUCUCUUUCUUUCUCUCUUGUCAAGUGAAAACAUUCAUGCCUUCACUCAUGUUGUUUUAUUUGUUUAUCACACUGGGAUUAAUUUGUUAACUGUUCAUGUUUUUUUUAACAAGUGAUUGGUGGUGAGUUGUGGAAGACAAAUGUUCUGUUGUCUGCAUUCUUCUUUCCUGGGUGAGUUAACAUUUGUUACUGCUUUUAUUCAUCAGUGCAACAAUGCAGAACUUCUACAUUUUAGUGCUCUCCGUAGUGUUCAAGGAAAAUCAUUGUUUCAUUUUGUUGGAACACCCCCAAAACUAAAAAAAAAAAUGGGUUUUCAAGGUUUGCCAAUUUAUAGCAGGGUCAUGGCAGCACCAUUCAUGAAAAGCUAAUUCCUGCAGUCCCAUAUCAGUCUCCUCCCUCGUUUAUAAUUAGUAUUUUGUGAUUUCAGGUUGAUGUUUGGCAUUUUCUUCCUGUUGAAUCUUGUAUUGUGGGCAGAAGGUUCAUCAGCUGCUGUUCCAUUCACCACCUUGCUGGCUCUCUUGGCCAUGUGGUAUGUUUUUUGUGCACCAUAAUUUAUUACACUAGUUAAGGUCAAUGGAAAAUUUAACAAAGUUAGCUGUCACAAGCUUAGCAGUCUCUGUUAGUCAGUGUAGUGUAGGCUCACAUGGAGUAUUGUUCUUAUUAUUUUAAACAUUUUUGUGCAUAAAUAAUAUGAUUUUUUCUUGACUUAGAUGAGGUUUCAUUUUCAAAUUAGCAGAGUAUAAUAUUUUGUUGAUCUUUCAUUCUGUAGAUGAAACACUGCAUUUGCCAAAAACAUUUAAUAAAAGGUGAUUUUGUUGCUCAACAGGUUUGGUAUUUCUGUCCCCCUUACCUUUCUGGGAGCUUAUCUUGGAUUUAAAAAGAAGGUACUAUAAGUACAUGUAAUAUCACAUGUUAAAAAGAAAAAGUUAGCUUAACAGAUCAAAGCUAGCUUUAACCCAUUUCCAAUAGAUGGGUGUGGGGAAAAAUGCCUAGAAAAACUGAGGGACCUCAAACCAAGCACAGAUGGUAACCAUGACAACCCUGUUCGGGGCACCUACCAGGCGGCAUCACCCAGAGAACCAGACACAACCAGAGGGAGGGGAGGGCUGGGAGCAAAAUGGCUAAAACAUUUGCACACAAACAGCAAUGUUAGCAAAAUGAAUUGACCUUAAUGAAAGUCAAAACGUCAGUCACUGUCAACAACAGUCACUCAGGACUUCGUUCACCUGGACGAUCAUACUCAACCUACUGAUGAAAUGACUCCUGGGUACAAACUUUUCACAGUUUUAAUGAAAGUGCUGUGAAAUUACUGCAAAUGCAAAUGUCCUGCCCUGCAAAUACCCUGGGACUGCCACACAUACAAUUCGAGACACAGAGCGCUUGCCAGCAGUGUCUUGUGCCCAGCUAGAUUACAUUUAGCAUUACUUAAAAUGACAGAAGAGGCUGCACUGUCAGUUUGGAAUGGACAUCAUUUCAGGCACUCUGUAAUAAAGCCAUUAUUUUGAACUAGCUUUCUUUUCUUAUUGUAUUUAGCCAAUUGAACAGCCUGUGCGAACCAACCAAAUCCCACGGCAGAUUCCGGAACAGGUAGUUGUUCUUUUGUUUGAUACAUCUACUUCACAUCUUUAAUUUGCUUUCAAGAGUUCUAAACAACAGAAAGUCUUUAAACAUUGUUGAUGGGUUUGUAUUGCAGAUCUUGCAAACCCGUAAAUAAUUUCUUUAAGUUUAUUUCAUCUUGCACCAAGCUUGUUCACUGAAGAUGCAUGGAUUUUGGCCGAGUUCUUUCUCGCACUUAAAUAGACUGAGAAGAAGUCAAGGGCAGUGACUUAAAAAAAAAGAACUAGGCAAAAAUCCAGGGUCCUUGAGCAAACAAGCUUAGGCAGUAAAGGAUUCAUUAUACGGCCAUAAAGAGUACAUUUUCCUGUGGAAGAAAUGGGGAAAAUCCUGAGCAGUUACGAUUGUCCCAUCUUGCCUGCUCAGGUAGCCAAUGAGAACACAGGAUCAGUGUCAUCUUGCCCACUCGCAGAUUAAUCCAUAUCUGCGUUAUUGACCAAGCACGGAGACUAAUUAUCUUCCUUUUACUGAAAUUCCUUUUGCAGAGCAUCUACACCCGUGCUGCCCCUGGAAUCAUCAUGGGUGGAGUUUUACCAUUUGGCUGCAUUUUUAUCCAAUUAUUCUUCAUUCUCAACAGCAUUUGGUAAGUAAUUGAACUGAGCUAGAAACGAUCAUGUGGUUGUUUAUGACUUCCCUGUCUAGUGCAAAGUCAUGUCUGGUAGUCUGACACUAGUAGAUUUUCUUGCUGGGCAAGUAACUUUUAAUGCUUUCUUGCCCAGUGGACAGGGCAAGUCAUCCUCUAAAAUAAUCUUACUAAGAUGAGCAAGAUUUGGCCCCAGGUGAGCAAAAUAUAAGAGCUGCUUCCCCAAAAGAGCCUUUUGGUGGUUUUUUGAAUUGCUAUCAUGAGUUUGAAAAUAUCAGUACACACAAACUUGCUUGUUUGAUAUGUGUUGCAUAAGGAGAAACAAAAUGUUGGUCAGUCUUCGAGGUGUAAGGAUUAAUAGUGUUUUGUCUUUCUUUUUUCUUGAACAGGUCUCAUCAGAUUUACUACAUGUUUGGGUUCUUGUUUGUUGUGUGUUUAAUUUUGCUGUUGACUGUAUCUGAGACUACUGUCCUGUUGUGCUAUUUUCAUCUUUGUGCGGAGGUAUGACUCACAAAACACAUGUAAACUUAGUCAUAAAAACAUUUCUUAGAAUCCGCAAUCUUGGACAAAAAUUGUUAAGAAUUGUACCCGCAGGACCUCUUCCCUUGUCCCAACCUUGUCAGUGUUGUUCAGUCAUGGGCAGAAAUGAUCCCGCCAGUCUUCGACGUUGUUUUUUGAGGAAGGGGGAAGAAGGAAGUAUUUCUAAUGAGCAGUACAACUGAACGUGUAAGAGCUUUGACAGUGACGUCCUUUUUUCUUAAUAGUUUUGUCCAAGAUUGUAGGAUUGAUUUAGUAUGUGUAACCUUUUUUUUUUUUACUGGUCCUGCGAUGUCUGUUAUCUGAGUAGUCAUUUAUUUCUCUGUAGAUUAAACAAGUUUACAGAAGCAAAUAAUUAAUUAAGAAAUAACUUAAGUGAAAGGACAAAAAUAGUCAAACUGAUACAUUGUCCUAACAGAUGGAAAAGUAUAAAAGAUUUCUAAUUAAGUGGAUACAACGCAAAAUAAAUGCUAAUACAGAAAACAAAAAAAGAUAAUAUACAAUAAGCAAAUAAACUAUAACUGGUCCAAACACAUGCACACGCACACACACACACACACAUACACAUGAAAGCAAUCUAUAUAUUAAGUAUGAGUAGAUAAAGCGACUAAUGAAUGAAUAAUGAAGCUGACAAAAUCUUAUAGAGUAACCAUUUGAACGGGACCUCUUCGGCAUUAUUAUUUCAGUGACACUUGUGUUUGGCCUGGGUUUUGCACGGAUUUGGCAAUAUUUUCUUGAAUUUGAUUUUUAUUUACUUGUCUAGCCUGAGAAAACAGUCGACAUUUCGUGACGCCACCACUGCUUUCCCCGCCAAAUGACGUGUCAGAAAUGAGCGAAGAAAUUCCAUACUGAUGACGCGUGGCCACCUAGAUCUGGGUAGUGCUUCUGAUUGGUUGAAAUAAAUUUCCCACCCGGCACGACCAAUCAGAAGCACUACCCAGUUCUGGGUAGUGCUUCUGAUUGGUUGAAAUAAAUUUCCCACCCGGCACGACCAAUCAGAAGCACUACCCAGUUCUGGGUAGUGACGCGUCAACAGUAUAGAAUUUCUGCGCUCGUUUCUCAGACGUCAUUUGGCGGGAAACCAGUGGUAGCGUCGCCAAAUGUCGGCUGUUUUCUCAGGCUACUACUUGUCUAAUCAUCUGAAUUCUUCAACUGUUCUGUUGUACUUCAGGAUUAUCAUUGGUGGUGGCGAUCGUUCCUGACUGGCGGCUGUACUGCCUUGUAUUUCUUCUUGUACUCUAUCCAUUUCUUCUGCACCAAGCUGACCAUCAGUGGGACGGCCUCCACCUUCCUGUACUUUGGUUAUACUCUUAUCAUGGUUCUUAUCUUCUUUUUAUUUACUGGUAAGAAGACCACUGAUAUUGAUCACUUGUUGACACUUUGUAACAGCCAAUCUCCCUAAAAGCGUUCCACUCGAUUUUCGGACUCGAAAAAACUUUUGCUUUAAAUUUUUAUCAUCAAUACUGCUGUCCAUCCUAAUAACGAAAUUGCAGUUAGAAUGAGGAAAUCAGACAUCAAAUCGGUAAAAAAAAGAUAAGAAAUCAGACAAGAAGUUGGACAUAAAAUUGGCCAUGAAAUCGGACAAGAAAUCCGUCGAAAAAAUCGUUCAUGCACAAGAUUUGUACCCGGCUUGUUUUUGUAAAUGGUAAGCACCCCUUGUUAUAUUCAUCUCUUUGUUCUUUGUGAUUGGUGGUGAGUUGUGGAAGACAAAUGUUCUGUUGUCUGCAUUCUUCUUUCCUGGGUGAGUUAACAUUUGUUACUGCUUUUAUUCAUCAGUGCAACAAUGCAGAACUUCUACAUUUUAGUGCUCUCCGUAGUGUUCAAGGAAAAUCAUUGUUUCAUUUUGUUGGAACACCCCCAAAACUAAAAAAAAAAAUGGGUUUUCAAGGUUUGCCAAUUUAUAGCAGGGUCAUGGCAGCACCAUUCAUGAAAAGCUAAUUCCUGCAGUCCCAUAUCAGUCUCCUCCCUCGUUUAUAAUUAGUAUUUUGUGAUUUCAGGUUGAUGUUUGGCAUUUUCUUCCUGUUGAAUCUUGUAUUGUGGGCAGAAGGUUCAUCAGCUGCUGUUCCAUUCACCACCUUGCUGGCUCUCUUGGCCAUGUGGUAUGUUUUUUGUGCACCAUAAUUUAUUACACUAGUUAAGGUCAAUGGAAAAUUUAACAAAGUUAGCUGUCACAAGCUUAGCAGUCUCUGUUAGUCAGUGUAGUGUAGGCUCACAUGGAGUAUUGUUCUUAUUAUUUUAAACAUUUUUGUGCAUAAAUAAUAUGAUUUUUUCUUGACUUAGAUGAGGUUUCAUUUUCAAAUUAGCAGAGUAUAAUAUUUUGUUGAUCUUUCAUUCUGUAGAUGAAACACUGCAUUUGCCAAAAACAUUUAAUAAAAGGUGAUUUUGUUGCUCAACAGGUUUGGUAUUUCUGUCCCCCUUACCUUUCUGGGAGCUUAUCUUGGAUUUAAAAAGAAGGUACUAUAAGUACAUGUAAUAUCACAUGUUAAAAAGAAAAAGUUAGCUUAACAGAUCAAAGCUAGCUUUAACCCAUUUCCAAUAGAUGGGUGUGGGGAAAAAUGCCUAGAAAAACUGAGGGACCUCAAACCAAGCACAGAUGGUAACCAUGACAACCCUGUUCGGGGCACCUACCAGGCGGCAUCACCCAGAGAACCAGACACAACCAGAGGGAGGGGAGGGCUGGGAGCAAAAUGGCUAAAACAUUUGCACACAAACAGCAAUGUUAGCAAAAUGAAUUGACCUUAAUGAAAGUCAAAACGUCAGUCACUGUCAACAACAGUCACUCAGGACUUCGUUCACCUGGACGAUCAUACUCAACCUACUGAUGAAAUGACUCCUGGGUACAAACUUUUCACAGUUUUAAUGAAAGUGCUGUGAAAUUACUGCAAAUGCAAAUGUCCUGCCCUGCAAAUACCCUGGGACUGCCACACAUACAAUUCGAGACACAGAGCGCUUGCCAGCAGUGUCUUGUGCCCAGCUAGAUUACAUUUAGCAUUACUUAAAAUGACAGAAGAGGCUGCACUGUCAGUUUGGAAUGGACAUCAUUUCAGGCACUCUGUAAUAAAGCCAUUAUUUUGAACUAGCUUUCUUUUCUUAUUGUAUUUAGCCAAUUGAACAGCCUGUGCGAACCAACCAAAUCCCACGGCAGAUUCCGGAACAGGUAGUUGUUCUUUUGUUUGAUACAUCUACUUCACAUCUUUAAUUUGCUUUCAAGAGUUCUAAACAACAGAAAGUCUUUAAACAUUGUUGAUGGGUUUGUAUUGCAGAUCUUGCAAACCCGUAAAUAAUUUCUUUAAGUUUAUUUCAUCUUGCACCAAGCUUGUUCACUGAAGAUGCAUGGAUUUUGGCCGAGUUCUUUCUCGCACUUAAAUAGACUGAGAAGAAGUCAAGGGCAGUGACUUAAAAAAAAAGAACUAGGCAAAAAUCCAGGGUCCUUGAGCAAACAAGCUUAGGCAGUAAAGGAUUCAUUAUACGGCCAUAAAGAGUACAUUUUCCUGUGGAAGAAAUGGGGAAAAUCCUGAGCAGUUACGAUUGUCCCAUCUUGCCUGCUCAGGUAGCCAAUGAGAACACAGGAUCAGUGUCAUCUUGCCCACUCGCAGAUUAAUCCAUAUCUGCGUUAUUGACCAAGCACGGAGACUAAUUAUCUUCCUUUUACUGAAAUUCCUUUUGCAGAGCAUCUACACCCGUGCUGCCCCUGGAAUCAUCAUGGGUGGAGUUUUACCAUUUGGCUGCAUUUUUAUCCAAUUAUUCUUCAUUCUCAACAGCAUUUGGUAAGUAAUUGAACUGAGCUAGAAACGAUCAUGUGGUUGUUUAUGACUUCCCUGUCUAGUGCAAAGUCAUGUCUGGUAGUCUGACACUAGUAGAUUUUCUUGCUGGGCAAGUAACUUUUAAUGCUUUCUUGCCCAGUGGACAGGGCAAGUCAUCCUCUAAAAUAAUCUUACUAAGAUGAGCAAGAUUUGGCCCCAGGUGAGCAAAAUAUAAGAGCUGCUUCCCCAAAAGAGCCUUUUGGUGGUUUUUUGAAUUGCUAUCAUGAGUUUGAAAAUAUCAGUACACACAAACUUGCUUGUUUGAUAUGUGUUGCAUAAGGAGAAACAAAAUGUUGGUCAGUCUUCGAGGUGUAAGGAUUAAUAGUGUUUUGUCUUUCUUUUUUCUUGAACAGGUCUCAUCAGAUUUACUACAUGUUUGGGUUCUUGUUUGUUGUGUGUUUAAUUUUGCUGUUGACUGUAUCUGAGACUACUGUCCUGUUGUGCUAUUUUCAUCUUUGUGCGGAGGUAUGACUCACAAAACACAUGUAAACUUAGUCAUAAAAACAUUUCUUAGAAUCCGCAAUCUUGGACAAAAAUUGUUAAGAAUUGUACCCGCAGGACCUCUUCCCUUGUCCCAACCUUGUCAGUGUUGUUCAGUCAUGGGCAGAAAUGAUCCCGCCAGUCUUCGACGUUGUUUUUUGAGGAAGGGGGAAGAAGGAAGUAUUUCUAAUGAGCAGUACAACUGAACGUGUAAGAGCUUUGACAGUGACGUCCUUUUUUCUUAAUAGUUUUGUCCAAGAUUGUAGGAUUGAUUUAGUAUGUGUAACCUUUUUUUUUUUUACUGGUCCUGCGAUGUCUGUUAUCUGAGUAGUCAUUUAUUUCUCUGUAGAUUAAACAAGUUUACAGAAGCAAAUAAUUAAUUAAGAAAUAACUUAAGUGAAAGGACAAAAAUAGUCAAACUGAUACAUUGUCCUAACAGAUGGAAAAGUAUAAAAGAUUUCUAAUUAAGUGGAUACAACGCAAAAUAAAUGCUAAUACAGAAAACAAAAAAAGAUAAUAUACAAUAAGCAAAUAAACUAUAACUGGUCCAAACACAUGCACACGCACACACACACACACACAUACACAUGAAAGCAAUCUAUAUAUUAAGUAUGAGUAGAUAAAGCGACUAAUGAAUGAAUAAUGAAGCUGACAAAAUCUUAUAGAGUAACCAUUUGAACGGGACCUCUUCGGCAUUAUUAUUUCAGUGACACUUGUGUUUGGCCUGGGUUUUGCACGGAUUUGGCAAUAUUUUCUUGAAUUUGAUUUUUAUUUACUUGUCUAGCCUGAGAAAACAGUCGACAUUUCGUGACGCCACCACUGCUUUCCCCGCCAAAUGACGUGUCAGAAAUGAGCGAAGAAAUUCCAUACUGAUGACGCGUGGCCACCUAGAUCUGGGUAGUGCUUUUGAUUGGUUGAAAUAAAUUUCCCACCCGGCACGACCAAUCAGAAGCACUACCCAGUUCUGGGUAGUGCUUCUGAUUGGUUGAAAUAAAUUUCCCACCCGGCACGACCAAUCAGAAGCACUACCCAGUUCUGGGUAGUGACGCGUCAACAGUAUAGAAUUUCUGCGCUCGUUUCUCAGACGUCAUUUGGCGGGAAACCAGUGGUAGCGUCGCCAAAUGUCGGCUGUUUUCUCAGGCUACUACUUGUCUAAUCAUCUGAAUUCUUCAACUGUUCUGUUGUACUUCAGGAUUAUCAUUGGUGGUGGCGAUCGUUCCUGACUGGCGGCUGUACUGCCUUGUAUUUCUUCUUGUACUCUAUCCAUUUCUUCUGCACCAAGCUGACCAUCAGUGGGACGGCCUCCACCUUCCUGUACUUUGGUUAUACUCUUAUCAUGGUUCUUAUCUUCUUUUUAUUUACUGGUAAGAAGACCACUGAUAUUGAUCACUUGUUGACACUUUGUAACAGCCAAUCUCCCUAAAAGCGUUCCACUCGAUUUUCGGACUCGAAAAAACUUUUGCUUUAAAUUUUUAUCAUCAAUACUGCUGUCCAUCCUAAUAACGAAAUUGCAGUUAGAAUGAGGAAAUCAGACAUCAAAUCGGUAAAAAAAAGAUAAGAAAUCAGACAAGAAGUUGGACAUAAAAUUGGCCAUGAAAUCGGACAAGAAAUCCGUCGAAAAAAUCGUUCAUGCACAAGAUUUGUACCCGGCUUGUUUUUGUAAAUGGUAAGCACCCCUUGUUAUAUUCAUCUCUUUGUUCUUUUUUCCAGGCACAGUGGGAUUCUUCGCAUGCUUUUUCUUUGUGAGGAAAAUCUACAGUAUCGUCAAAGUCGAUUAACUUUGUUUCACCAUAAACAAACAUUCUGUGGCACUGAAAAGAAACAUUCCCAUGAGAAAUUUCCACUUCUUUGUGAGCACAAGUUUGGCUUAAUAGUAAACUUCCCUUGCUGGUAUUUAUUUGAAGUAAUAUUUAGUACGUAGUGUAUUAAAAAUGCCGCAGAACAAAGCCCCUCUUUAUGUGGAAAUGACAGAUCGAAUAAAAUGAGUAACUGCUCAUCUUCGAGUCGUAUUGCUUAAAAACGAGGGUGUAAGAAAAUUUGGUUUAUGUUGGUGUUGCAGAACCUAUAUGUUGGUUAGUUACUUCGCUGUGGUGGGGUAUUGUUAAUUGCUUUUUUCAGUUUUUAGUUUUACAUCAUUUAGAGGUCACACAAUUACCGAAACUUAGAAACCACCCUAAAAUUUGACUUUUUGUUUUUUCAUGGCUUUGUUUCCCUAAAAUCUGUCAGAAAAACGACUGAAUCAGAGACAACUUUGUCUUGGGAGGCACAGAAGUGACCAGAAAUAAAAAAUCUGUCAUCAUGUUCUCCCCUAGUUUUGUAACCAAGGUGAUGUGCAUGAAUUUGCAUACAGUUACAUAAUUAGUACAUUAGCGCGACCUAUUUAAUCAGUAUAAGUAUGUAUAAUUGACUCGUGUGUUGCCUGCCCGUGUGUAGACUUCUAAUACAAAAUUUACGGUAGAAGUCUUCAAACUGGCAGCCACUAAAGGUGUCUGUUCAAGGUUUUCGUUCAAUUUUCUUAAAUUUAGCAAUUAGAUAAGAGAAGUAAUGCAGUUCGAAUUACGUAGGUACAUAUGGCUCUGUAGCUGUCCCUUGUUGUAAACAUUUUGUUAGCUUGUGAUAACUCCUUCUCACUGGUGCACUUUUUGGCAAGUCGAUCAAUUAAAACGUCAUCACUAUCAAGGUCAUGUCUAAGCAAUUAACUAAGUAAUUCGAGUGGAAAACGUUCAGCGUCACAAUAAGAUUUUCCACUAAAAAAAAGACUUUAUCCUUCAAAUGGCUUAUAGUAAGGUUUAAGAACUAAUGCUUUGUAAAACAUAAUUUACAAAAUGUCCAUGGUAAUUCUUCAUGUUUAAUAUAAAUCUAUGCACGAGUAAUGGUCAAGAACUGAUAAAUAUAAGUGUUGCUUAACAACUAAAGAUCAGCUUAGAGCUCUUGGACUCCUUCAUUCCAGUUUUAUUGGGCAGAGUUUAUUCUAAUAAUUAAUUGCGUCUGUAGUAAUUAUGGAAGCAAUGUGCUUUAACUUAGAGACCUCGGUCUUCCCAAGGUUUUAUGUCUAUCACAAAUUGUAAGCUUUCAUUAAUUUUGUCUUGUUAUAAGGAAAAAGGCUGUAGUUCACUGAUUAAAUGUAUUA
Messenger RNA from Porites evermanni, 21520 nucleotides. NCBI's taxonomy places the organism in Eukaryota, Metazoa, Cnidaria, Anthozoa, Scleractinia, Poritidae. The record is from the annotation of a GenBank genome assembly.